AUGCUUGACAUAUAUCAGGGACCAUUCUGCACACAAAUUCUCGCUGAUUAUGGGGCUGAGGUUCUCAAGGUUGAAAACCCUAAAGGGGGUGAUGACACUCGCUUAUGGCGAACGGCAGACGAGAAACAUAUUUGGAAAACCACUGGCAAAGACAUGUCCGCAUAUUUUUGCGCGAUCAAUCGGAACAAGCUGUCUCUCACCUUGAAUCUCAAACAAGAGAAAGGCCGGGAAAUCCUUUUUCGGCUUGUCAAAAAUGCCGACGUGGUAGUGGAAAAUUUUGUUCCAGGAAAGAUGGAUAAGAUGGGCAUUGGGUACGAAAAGCUACGAGAAAUAAAUCCAUUGAUCAUAUAUGCAAGCGUCUCUGGAUAUGGCCCUAGUGGUCCAUAUUCCCAUCGUGCAGGUUAUGACGCCAUUGCCGCAGCCGAAGCAGGCAUGCUACACAUCACUGGCGAGCGCAAUGGAACCCCAACACGACCUGGUCUCGGUCUCAUUGAUAUGAGCACCGGUCUAUAUCUGCACGGGGCGAUUCUCGCCGCGCUUUAUGCUCGCAGAGAUACAGGUCGAGGCCAAAAAAUUGAUGCAUCCUUAUUUGAGAGCGGGGUAUCGUUGCUUUCUAAUGUGGGGGUGUCAUGGCUGAAUGCUGGCGAACAUGCGAAGCGUUGGGGUACAGAGCAUCCAAGUAUUGUCCCAUAUCAAGCUUUUAAGACAAAGGACGGCUACCUGGUUCUCGGCGCUACGAACAACCGCCAGUUUCAAACUCUUUGUCAUUUGGUGAAACUCUCGGAUUUGGCGACUGAUCCCCGAUUUGUUGACAACAGCUCUCGUGUCCAAAAUCGGACCGAACUAAAAGAGAUACUUGAACCAAUCAUCGGCGCGAGGCCGACAAAAGCCUGGCUGGCUGUCUUAGAGGGCAGUGGAUUGCCAUAUGGACCUGUGAACACGAUUGAAGAAGUGUUCUCACACCCACAAACCGCUGCUAGGGAUAUGGUUUACAGUCUUCCUUACGAAACGCUAGUGUCGGGGGAGAUCAGAGUACUAGGAACCCCUGUCAAGUUUAGUGAGACAAAGCCUGAAAUUCGACGAUCGCCGCCAAGUCUAGGGGAGCAUACUAAUUCUACACUCGAGGGAAUGGGAUUUUCACCGCAGGAGAUAGGGAUAAUGCGAGAACAGGGUAUUGUGUGA
Messenger RNA from Penicillium samsonianum, 1182 nucleotides. RefSeq names its product CaiB/BaiF CoA transferase family protein. The transcript is spliced from 5 exons. Lineage: Eukaryota; Fungi; Ascomycota; Eurotiomycetes; Eurotiales; Aspergillaceae. The coding region runs from base 1 to 1182 and encodes 393 amino acids. The record is from RefSeq and is a predicted model, not a curated record. Gene Ontology annotation, molecular function: catalytic activity.